CACACUCUCACACACGCACACACUUACACACCCCUUCUCCCACUCACACUUGCGUGCACACACUCCCACAGCCUCAAGACAGCACCCACACAUGCACAUGCUUCACUUCCUCCCCAGAGCCCGCUUGGGUGAAGACAGCAUGGGUGGCUGUGAGCUGUAAGGAUGGAGAAGAGAGUGUGUGUGAUCCAGACUGACUUCCACCAGUACAGACCCACCAUCGCGCUGCACAGCAGACCCCUGGCACAUGUCGAGUCUCUGUCGCUGCAGCAGCACAUUCACACACAGGAGGCAGGGAUGAGGGAGAGAGAGGAGCUGAGGAGAGCCAUAGACCAGAGUGAGCGACUCCUCUCCAAGGUGAGCGAGCUGGAGGAGCAGAACACCGAGCUCGGCAAGGAAAGGAAUGAGGUGGCCACUAGAUACCGAGCUGAGCAGGAGAGCGCUCAGGCGUCCGAGCAGCGCUGUGUCCAACUGGAGAAGGCCCAGUGUGAGCUGGAGCUGCAGCUGUUGGGUCUGUCAGACCGACUGGAAGAGGAAGAGGCCUGCUCAGCCCAGCUGAACCUCCAUAGGGACAGGCUGGAGGCCGAGUGCAGCAUCCUCAGAAGAGACCUGGAUGAACUGGAGAGCGCCCUGGCUGCGACUGAGCAGAGUAAACAGUCAUCAGACAGUGAGCUGAGGAGGCUGUCAGAGCAGCUUGUUCAGAAGGACGAGGCGGUGCAGAGGCUUCAGAAGGAGAAAGAACAUCUGGUGGAGCUCAGCCAGCAGGCCAUCGAGGACCUACAGAGCGAAGAGGAGAAGGUGAACUUCCUGACCAAAGAGAGAACCAAGCUCCAGAUGCAAGCUGAGAAUUUGGAGUAUCAGCUGGAGCAGGAGCACCAUCAGCUCGGUGAGCUGGAGAAGAGCAGGAGAAAGCUGGAGGGUGACAGCCGGUCCACUCAGGAUAGUCUGGGAGAGAUGGAGAAGAUGAGGAGCGCCCUGGAUGACCUCAUCAAAAGGAAGGAUCUGGAGCUCUGCAGUACCAGCUCCAAACUGGAAGCGGAGGAGACCCUCAACACGGGACUGCAGAGAAAGAGCAAAGAGCAACAGGCCCGCAUUGAGGAGCUGGAGGAGGAGCUGGAGGCAGAGCGCGCCAUGAGAGCCAAGGUGGAGAAGCAAAGAGCAGAUCUCACUAGAGAACUGGACGAUCUCACUGACCGGCUGGAGGAAGCAGGAGGGGUCACAGCCUCUCAGAUGGAGGUGAACAAGAAGCGUGAGGCCGAGCUGCAGCGGCUGAGGAGAGACCUGGAGGAGUCUUCUGUCCACUCCGAAGCUCUGGCUGUGUCUCUGAGGAAGCGGCACGGCGACGCCAUGGCCGAGCUGAGCGAGCAGUGCGAGGCUCUGCAGCGGGCCAGAGCCAAGCUGGAGAAGGAGAAGCAGAACCUGAGGAUGGAGGUGGACGAGCUGGUUGCUUCGCUGGACAAUCUGCAGAAAGCCAAGAUGUCCUCGGACGGCCAGAUGAAGAAACUGGAGGAGCAGCUGUCCGAGUCCAACAGGAGAGGAGACGACCUGCAGAGGGCGCUCACUGAGCUCAAUGUGGCCAAGAACAGACUCUCAGCCGACAACACGGACAUGAGUCGACAGAUGGAGGAAGCCGAGAGCAGAGCCAGUCAGCUGGCCCGCUCCAAAUCUCUCCUCCAAACCCAAGUGGAGGAGCUGAAGAAACAACUGGACGAGGAAGUCAAGUGUAAGCAGGCGGUCAGCAGCAGCCUGGGCUCAGUGCGGCAGGAGUGCGAGGUUCUGAAGGAGCAGCUGGAGGAGGAGCAGGAGAGCAAACAGGAACUGCAGCGCCUCGUCUCCAAACUCAACAGUGAGGUGACGCACUGGAGGACCAAACACGAGUCUGACAGCAUCCUGCACGCAGACGAGCUGGAGGAAUCCAAGAAGAAGCUGGCAACCAGGCUGCAGGAGGCUGAGGAGGCCGUGGAAGCCACGCAGGCCAAAUGCUCCUCGCUGGAGAAAACUAAACAGAGGCUGCAGGGGGAGGUGGAGGAUCUCUGCAUGGACCUGGAGAAGGUCGGCAGCUGCGGCCAGGCUCUGGAUAAGAAGCAGCGGGUCCUGGAGAAGCAGCUCGGAGACUGGAAGCAGAAGUGUGAGGAGCUGGUGGCCGAGGUGGAGGGCUGCCAGAAGGAGUGCCGGCAACACGCCAGCGAGCUCUUCAAACUCAAGACGGUACAUGAAGAGUCUCUGGAGCAGCUGGAGGCUCUGCGCAGGGAGAACAAGGCCUACCAGGAGGAGAUAGCUGAUCUCACAGACCAGCUGUCAGACGGAGGGAAGAGCGUCCACGAGCUUCAGAAGGCAAAGAAGAAGAUUGAGAUGGAGAAGGAAGAGUUACAGGCCUCGCUGGAGGAAUCUGAGGCAGCCUUGGAGGCCGAGGAGACCAAGGUGCUGAGACUGCAGCUGGAGUUGUCUCAGGCUAAAGGAGACCUGGAGCGCCGACUGCAGGAGAAGGAGGAAGAGACCGAAGCGGCCAGAAAAGUCCACCAGAGGGCGCUCGAUUCCCUGCAGACCAGUCUGGACGUGGAGGUGAAAGGCAAAGCAGAGGGACUGAAGCUGAAGAAAAAACUGGAGGCCGACAUCAACGAGCUGGAGUUGCAGGGCGACCUGCUCACCAAGAACAACACAGAGCUCGGCAAGAACAGCAAGAAGCUCCAGCAGCAGAUCAAAGAGCUGCAGGCUCAGCUGGAGGAGGAGGCGCGGAGCCACGAGGAGCACAGGGAGGAGCAGGCAGCCCUGGAGCGACGCUGCGGUCUGUUGGUGGGCGAGGGGGAGGAGACACGUACAGCCCUGGAGUGCGCGGAGAGGGCGCGCAAGGCCCUGGAGACAGAGCUGCAUGAAGCCAGCGAGAAAUACAGUGACCUCAACAACCAGUUCCAGUCGGCUCUGAGUGGGAGGAGGAAGCUGGAGGUGGAUCUGCAGACUCUGCAGCAGGAGCACGAGGAGCUACAGGGAGAGAUGAGGGGAUUCACAGACAAGGCCAAGAAGACCAGCUGUGAGUUGGCACGAGUGGGGGAGGAGCUGCGUCUGGAGCAGGAGCACACGCUGCACCUGGAGAGAGUGAAGAAAGGACUGGAGGCCCAGAUCAAAGACAUGAGCAGCAGACUGGAAGAGGCCGAGCAGAUGGCUCUGAAGGGAGGAAAGAAGAUUAUUCAGAAGUUGGAGGGAAAGGUGAAGGAGAUGGAGCUGGAGCUGGACUCGGAGCAGAAGCGGCACGCUGAGACGGUGAAGACGCUGCGGAAGAACGAGCGCCGGCUGAAGGAGCUGCUGUUCCAGUCGGAGGAGGACCAGAAGAACCAGCAGAGGAUGCAGGAGCUGGUGGAGCGGCUGCAGAACAAGAUGAGGGCCUACAAGAGACAAGUGGAGGAGGCCGAGGAACAAGCGAACAUGAACCUGGUGAAGUACAGGAAGACCGUCAACGAGCUGGAUGAUGCUGAGGAGCGCGCUGACAUCGCUGAGUCGGCUCUCACCAAGAUCCGGACCAAGAACAGAGGCAGCUUUGGAAAAGGAUAUUCCUCUGGUUACAGCACGCCGUACCCCGGCCGGGUCCGGUCGCCCAGCUCUGUGGGCUCCGAGGGCAGAGGGGAGAAGAUCCUCAACGACGACAACGAAUCCGUCAGCUCCCUCAUCCCGGCCUAUCUCAACUCCCUCAAGAAGCUCAUGAUCGAUUAGAAGACGGCUCUGACAUCACGUCAUGGUCCGUUCUGACUCUUCGUGGUGUUACACGCAUCAUGCUGGUCAUAAACAAACCGUUCCAUGUACCACAUGUUUGUGAUUACCGCACAUUCCCAUUUAACCCUAUCUAAAAUGUAUUCACUUUCACUCUGUAAGAUCACAGCUUUCAUAACUCACUCCAGCUUUUAUCCAACACACUUUUAUCUUCAUGUAAUAAUGUAAUAUUUGUACGUUAAAACAGCUUGAAUAUGGAAAAGUGUACUGUAAGUAUACUAAAAUUGAGGUAACACUUUACUACAUAGACUGAAUGUAAGUCAUGUAUCAUGCAAAUUAUAAAUCAUCAAUAAAUCAUUUUUUUAUCGUAACAAUAAAUACAAUAAAUGUGCGGCGCACUGUUGUACACUGUGCACACAAUGUUUUCUUUAUUCAAAUCCAGGCAGAAAUUCAACACAUAUUUUGUACUUAUAUAUACUUAUGUUAUUGUUGAUUAUAUUAACAAAGUAGAGAUACUACAUUGUUAAUUGUCGUUUACAUACAUGGCUAACUUAGAUCACCUGUGCACUAGCUAGCAAUUUUUUUAGCAACUGCUAUGGUCCGAUAGGCUUUGUAAUCUGAAAAUAAGCAUCCACAUGCUGUAACAAUACAUAACUUGUAACUUUUGGGACAUUUGAUAUUUGCGAAUAUGGCGAAAACCAUGAGGCCAACAGUUAUCUUGGACGCAAAAGGUUAGUCUAACAGGCUUUGUCCCAAAAUCUAGGUUGGGAAAUAUCUUUGGUUCAAUUCAAACAUUUAUACUUUUUACAUUUCAGCCAAUAAUCCUCCUUUUUACGUUUAAUGUUGAGUACAGUUUGAAUACUCAGUACCAUAAGUUGCAAUAUUGAAUGCAACAAGAUAGCACCAGCUAUCUUGUAUAAAGCAAACUGGUUCAAAAUAGUGAUUCCUGUUUAACGGUCAAUCACAUUUGGGAGGGACAACUUUGUAGUGCAAUGUAUCAAAAAUUAAAUAUCACAUUCAGUUAUUUUAGGUCAGUAAUAGGAAAGGCAAUGUCAGUGUAUUUUAACUGUUCGAUAAAGUAUAUGUCUGUUUGAACUUUUAACCACAUUUUAAUAAUCACUGUCUACUUCUGUAACAAGGCUUGACCAAAGCAAUUUAUUGUUGAAUGUGAAAAUGUGUUUUUAGG
Messenger RNA from Platichthys flesus (European flounder), 4885 nucleotides. RefSeq lists its product as uncharacterized. The transcript is spliced from 24 exons. Lineage: Eukaryota; Metazoa; Chordata; Actinopteri; Pleuronectiformes; Pleuronectidae. Gene Ontology annotation, cellular component: myosin complex. The record is from RefSeq and is a predicted model, not a curated record. The coding region runs from base 163 to 3702 and encodes 1179 amino acids.